GCAGUUAACGACGCGACACGCUGAUGAAGCGAUGAACGCAGGGCAGCAGACGACGAGGCGGCUGGCCUCGAGAGCAGGUCAAUCAAUAUGCCGCUCAUGUAAAGACACCCGCGCCCGCAACUAUGCCUCAGCAGCGGCAGCAGCCGUGCAGACCGAAGAUCAGAUUGCGCAGCAUGUGCCCCCCGUUGCCCAAAUAUCCCCCUCAACCUCCUAUGCUGUAAACGCAGGCGUCGUCCUCUCUCGACCUCCGCAAAUAACACGCGAUCUACACCCCUUCGAAUCCGCCUUCUUCCUGUACCAGCGGCGUCUUAAUGAGCGACUAGCCCUCCCAUUCACGCGAUACUUCUACUUUAAAAAGAGGACACCAGCGGAUCUAGAAUGGAAAAGGAAGAUGAGGCAGCGAUUGACACCAGCGCGGGAUAUCGGACGAUAUAAAGGGUACGGGGAAGAAGCGUGGAAUGACGAGAUCCUUGUUGGCGCAAAGGAGAGCGACCUCCAAUGGCAGGUCGAGCGACUGUUGAAAGAUUCCGAGCAGAGCGGAAUAGAAGGACAAGUCGAGGAGGGCGGUGAGGGGUCCAGCACCCCAAAUGCUGGCAAAAAAGUCGAACAUGAGCCGGUGGAGAGACCCAUGCCAAGAGUCACGGAAGCUGAUUUAAAGAACGACGUCAAGAGCUUGAACCGGGCGCUGCAGAGAACACUAUAUCUGCUCGUCAAGAACAAGGAGGGUCAUUGGAUGUUUCCGCAGGACAAAUUGGCCAAUGAGACUCUGCACGCCGCAGCACACCGCAUCCUCGGUCUAGCCGGCGGUGUGAACAUGAAUACCUGGGUCGUCGGCAAUGUGCCCAUUGGCCACCACCAGCAAGACUACCUCGAGCCUACGAAGACCGCUUCAGGUCUCAAUGAAUUUGGCCUGAAGACCUUCUUUAUGAAAGCGCGCAUCAUGGCCGGCCAAGCCAACUUGAAGGACAACAAGCUUGGUCUCACGGACUUUAAAUGGCUAGCGAAAGACGAGAUCCAGAAGGAGGUCGACCGGAAAUACUGGCAAUCGAUUAAGAAUAUGCUCGCCGAGCGGUAAAUAUGCGAAAGCUUUAGGCAGUUUGUAGAAUAGGUACGGGUCUUGUAGAAUCAUUGUACAGUAUGC
Molecule: messenger RNA, 1141 nt
Organism: Trematosphaeria pertusa
Lineage: Eukaryota; Fungi; Ascomycota; Dothideomycetes; Pleosporales; Trematosphaeriaceae
Exons: 3
Coding region: 32-1075 (347 amino acids)
Cellular component (GO): mitochondrial large ribosomal subunit
Molecular function (GO): structural constituent of ribosome
Source: RefSeq, a predicted model, not a curated record